Molecule: messenger RNA, 1728 nt
Organism: Cataglyphis hispanica
Lineage: Eukaryota; Metazoa; Arthropoda; Insecta; Hymenoptera; Formicidae
Product: dnaJ homolog subfamily C member 1-like
Exons: 2
Coding region: 158-853 (231 amino acids)
Cellular component (GO): nucleus; cytoplasm
Molecular function (GO): heat shock protein binding
Source: RefSeq, a predicted model, not a curated record
UUGAACAAGGAUAGAGCACGCUCGUAGCGCUAAAAGCGUGCUCCCCGAACCCAACCUAAGUUUAUCGCAACGCGCGAAAAAUUUGUCGCGUCGUCCUUUGGUUUGUCGGUCAACAAAAAAUUUCUUGUAACCCAUUACUCAUCCCAGAUUCGCCGGCAUGGCGAGUUUAUUGGACUUGUGCGAGCGAUAUUUCGGCGCCCGUAAUUUUUAUGAUGUAUUGAAGAUACCGAAAAGCGCGAACGACAAGCAGGUGAAGAAAGCUUAUUACAAACUGUCAUUACUCGUACAUCCGGACCGGGUCGAGGAUGAUAUCAAGGCCGAAGCGACGGAGAAGUUCAAAGUUCUUGGUGGAAUAUAUUCCAUUCUUAGCGACAAUGAAAAACGCAAAGCUUACGACGAAUCCGGACAAUGUGACGAGAAAAUCGAAGAGUUCGACGUGCGCAAACUGACAGACGAUUUUAUAUUCUUACUUGAAGAACUAUUUAUAAUUAUCGAAGAUCUCGAUUGGGAGAUUCAAUGGCAAUUCCUUUUACUAGUUUUUAAUUGUUUCCUUGUCUUGAAGUAUGACAAAGAAGCGGAAGUCGAUGUGCGCGAAUUUACCAUUGACUGUUUGAACACCUUAAAUAAAAAAAUAUUAACUGUUGAAAAUAAUAAUGACAAGAAGCCGAUAUUGUUUUCAAUUUAUUUGUGUUUGCUUCUCUUAAAAAAACUGAAAUACGAGGAAGUAGGAAUCAUAUGCAAAUGGAGUAUCAAUUAUUUGAGAGUCUCACUUGAAGAAAUAUCAACUAUCGAAAAUAGGAAUUACAAGAAGCUGAAAUUGUUUUCAGUUUUUUUUGUUUCUUGUUUUUCUUAAAGACAAGGAUUUUUUAUCAAAAAGACCAAUUUUAUAAAAAAAAUCUGAAAAAUAAUACACAUGCUUGCAGAAGUUGCAAAGUCUCUUUUUCUGUUCUCUCAACUGCAUAUGGAAAUAAGGAUAUUCAGCUUACAAUUAAUUUUAGCAUUAUUCAGAGAGAAAGAAAGAUGAAAGAAAAAUAUUAAAACCGAUAUAAAUCUAAAUUAUAUACUAUCCUUAAGGAAUUAGGCUCGAUCAGAGCUGAAUACGAACUUGAUUUGAUUAAUUCGUUUAUUAAUCACGUUAAAAGUACACAGUUUAUGUAUUCAUUCAUUUUAUGUUAUAUUAACUUGCAUUGACAUUUCUUGAUGUAUGAAAGCUCUUUAGCUCUACAAGUUUCUUUGAUGAAUUACAUAAUUUAAACAGCAAAAUCAAUUUUUUGGGGACAAUAUUUUAUUUUGCAUGUGUUUCUAGAUCUCUAAAUAUGUUUCAUUUGUGCUAUCUCUUUACAAUGAUAUUUCCAUAUAUGAGUUCGUUAUAUGAAUUGAUUUCAAGGGUAUUUUCUUCAAUUUUCAUUUGCUUUUAAAAAAGAUCAUUUAUAUAAAAAUUUAUAUUAAUAUCAAAACUGUAAUAUAAUUUAUGUAAUAUUUUUUAAAUAAGUGUAAUUGAUAAAAAGUCAAUGCGAGUAAAAAUUAAGAUACAUAAAUACAUUACCCGCUCUUUUUCGAUAUUGUUUUUCGACAUUAUCCAUAGAUGUCGCUCUUGAUGAAGUGAUUUAAAUCAUUUGUAUUAAGUUUAUCGCCGCAACGCGCGAAAAAUUUGUCGCGUCGUCCUUUGGUUUGUCGGUCAACAAAAAAUUUCUUGUAACCCAUUACUCAUCCCAGAUUCGCCGGCAU